Messenger RNA from Strongylocentrotus purpuratus (purple sea urchin), 1472 nucleotides. RefSeq lists its product as uncharacterized. The transcript has 11 exons. Gene Ontology annotation, molecular function: carbohydrate binding; G protein-coupled receptor activity. Lineage: Eukaryota; Metazoa; Echinodermata; Echinoidea; Camarodonta; Strongylocentrotidae. The coding region runs from base 1 to 1467 and encodes 488 amino acids. Gene Ontology annotation, cellular component: membrane. The record is from RefSeq and is a predicted model, not a curated record.
AUGACAUGGGCUAAAGCGAACGAGUAUUGUAAAGAAGAAGGUGGAGGACUCGUGGGGUUUGAAAAUAAAACCGAGGAGACAUUUGGAGUAAACGGUUUUCCCGUUAGCGGUUCAACCUACUGGGUGAGUGCCCGCUAUCACGGAGCCAGCUCGGAGUGGAAGUGGUAUCCGUUGAAUGGGACAUUUGACGCCGGUGUAGGGGAUAGUGAGGACGGGGAUUGUAUGAUCUACUCCAAGGGUAUGACCGUCAGUAAACCACAACAGGAACCCUGUAACUCCACCUACGGCUUCAUUUGUGAGGGUUACGAUGCUUGGGGCUCCCAGUGCCGGUGCCCACCCCAGUACUACGGGCCCUUCUGUGAGAAAACUGACGGGUCUGGAACAUACAGCAAAGCGAACAAAUUCUGCGAGGGAGAAAACAUUCAGGUGUCAUGCGCAGUCGAACAGAAGCGGAUUCGCAUAGAGUACGCCGCCUACGGUGUAUUUCAUGACAACAUGACGUGCAAUGAUGGUGUAAACUUUCUAGGAGCUGGUCAGACUUGUUUAGCACGUACAUCCUUGGAGAAAACAGCCGCUGCGUGCAAUGGGGAAUCAUUCUGCGAUCUUACAGUAACUAACAGGUUCUUCCAGAAUAACCCCUGUAUCCCCCAGAAGCAUCUGGACUUACGAUACCAAUGUGUGAUAGAUGACCCAGCCGUCUACAAUGCACUCUACACGACAGCUCGAACAGAAGCUCCUAUUAUGUACUGUAGUGAGAGAGUCUACGUGAAUACAACAUAUGAGGUUACUCCAGAAAAUACCACUAUCGACAAACCCUGCCCUCAAGGAUUUACAGGGAAAGUGACAUUCUCGUGUUUAGAAGGAGGCAUGUGGCAAGACGACGGUCCCGAUAAGUCCGGAUGCACCGAAAUUAGUGAAGCUCAAAAACUGGAUGAACAAAUUUUGGAGGGAACUAAAGAAGCGGUGGAUAUCGCGGCAUCCAUCGAAUAUCUACUCAAAGAUGGCAGCACGAAGACGGAGUUAGAAGACAACGAGGUCGUUAAUCUCCUGUCCGAUUUGAAUCAACUCCAGAAAAAGCAGCUGGGUGACUCAGAGAAGACUGAUCAAGAACGUAUCGAUACUGCUACUUCAUUUGCAGAGCGCACACUGAGUAUAGGCAGCGUGCUUCUUAGUUCAGACGGAGAAGAUCAACAGAAAAGCGUAUCAGUCAACAUCACCACAGUGAUGGACGACGUCGCCUUUAUCGUAGCUGAAGAACUCGAAGAGAACACUGCCAGAACAGUCUCCACCGACACUAUCGACAUGACGUGUGGAAGUGUACCGGCCGGCCGUCAGCAGUCUCUUUCAUACCCUGGCGACAAGAUGUUUACAAAUACGAACAUGACGAAUACACGAGCUGUAGCCACCAUGCCACCCUCGGCAUUCGACGAUGGAUCCAAUACAAGUAACUACUUCCGUACUAUAUGAAGGAC